Aplysia californica (California sea hare) is the source of this 4223-nucleotide messenger RNA. Its product is annotated as toll-like receptor 4. Gene Ontology annotation, cellular component: membrane. The record is from RefSeq and is a predicted model, not a curated record. The transcript is spliced from 2 exons. NCBI's taxonomy places the organism in Eukaryota, Metazoa, Mollusca, Gastropoda, Aplysiida, Aplysiidae. Gene Ontology annotation, biological process: immune response; toll-like receptor signaling pathway. Gene Ontology annotation, molecular function: protein binding; transmembrane signaling receptor activity. The coding region runs from base 111 to 3215 and encodes 1034 amino acids.
GCCACUCAUUAUGUAACCUGCCCGGUCACGAAUCUGCUCGGACACAGACAGUUAUAGUUUAGUCUGGAAAGUGAAAUAUUCACUUUGGUCUUUCUACGCUACGUUUGGCUAUGUUGAGUCUACAACUUUGCUCGUUUGGACCAGCCCUGCUCACGGUCGUCCUAGCUGCUUUUUCCCAGAAGUGCCAUGGAGGCACUGUCGACAAGUCCUUCGAGGUGAAAGCGGGCAAAGCGCGGAGACACCCGGAUCAGGUCCCAACUUUUGGAAGCCACUUACAAUUUCCAGGAAGUGACAGCCGAUAUGACAUUAACCUGUCUCAUGGUGUGCUAGAGGCAGAUGCGGUUCCUAAACCAUCUCAGCCAUUAGAGUCUCUGCCAGAGACAAUCGCUGAACUGCUGGACUAUAGCAUUCCCUUGAACCAUUUCCGGUGCGGGACCUGCGUCUGUGCCAAUGUGUCAAGGACCGCAACUCUAGCUGACUGCAAGUUUGAGCAUGUUGGUAGGACGUAUCACACAAUCCCUGACUGGCUUCCCACAGUGUCUCAAAGCAUUGACCUAUCUGGCAACAGCAUCCGACAACUGAAGUCACAGAACCUCUCUAUUUACCCAGCACUUCUGGCUUUAAAUUUGUCCAGCAAUUUAUUGUCAUCUAUCGAUGGGGCUCCUAUGACACUGUCCAACUACAAGAGUCCGCUGACCAUUUUGGACAUAUCGUUUAAUCAAGUGGAGAAGAUAACUGACAACGCUUUCCAACACUUCCCAAACCUCACACAUUUGUUUGCAGCACACAUGCGUGUCCCACGAUUCACAAACUUUACCUUUUCCGGCUUGCAAAAGCUAGAAGUUUUAGAUCUUUCUUACGGUAGACUGAGCCACAUCGAGACUGGUGCUUUUCGAUCGCUUGAACGUCUCUCUAUUCUUCGCCUAUCGCGUAACAUCGGGUGGUCAUACUAUAGAAUGACCCCCGACAUUUUCCGACCGCUCAGGCGACUCUUCAUACUGGACAUCGCUGGCGCUGGAAAUGGAAAAAACGUGCCCACUCAAGGUUUGUCUGUUCUACACAAUCUGACGGAACUUUACGUAGAUGGUAUCAAAACCCUCUACUUUGGUCCUGAAAUUAGAAACCUUUCUCAGCUCUCCUCUGUAUAUGUUGGCGGGAACGGUUUCUGCACCUUGCUAGCCAUUACACCAAAAAUGUUUGAAAACUUGAUCUAUCUUAAAAAACUUGCAAUAGUACGGUGUAAACUGUUCUCUAUAGACCCCAUCGCUUUGAGAUCAUUAAUGCAUUUAGAGGAGUUUGUGCUGUCCGAGCCAUCGGGUAUAACUAUUCGCCAGGCACUAGACCUAGUACCGUCGUUGAAUAACUCAACUUUGAAAUCUCUGUCAUUUGAAAGCUUUCAUUAUCAAGGGGGAUACAUCAUGUCAGUCAUAGGCUAUAACGAGUCUCGAUUAUUCCAGGGUUUGACCAAACUGGAAAUUUUGAAAAUGGAAGGGUUACAUCUGUUCUUCAUUGAACCUAGGUUUGUGGAACAUUUGCCCCAAAGCCUUAAGUACUUGAGUUUUAAAGCCAAUCGACUUCACUUUGUAAACCUUGUCAAGAGUUUGUUACGUGGAAAGAUCCGUGGAUUGGUGGAGUUUGACUUGAGUGAUCAGAUUAAUUUGUUUAAGCCUUCAGAUCCUCGCUUAUCUGGCAGACACAAGCAGAACACUACGCAGACUCUGGCCACAUAUGAUUUCAGUCCAAUCAGAAUGUGGCUCUCAGCUCAGAGAAUGGGUCACUUCUUGAGCACACACACCAGAACCACGCAUAAGGACUUAUCCCUGAGAUUACGAGCUGCAACAAAACAAUUUCUACAUUCCCUUCCGAUAUUUAGAGCCAACAACGCCUUCCAAUUUGGUGAGAAUAUUUUACGGUGGAAAGGUUAUCCCUUGAAAGAAAUCUAUUUUUCCAAUGGCUAUCUGGCCUCCUGGGGCACACUGCAGCUUCCGACUUCUACUGUAGUUGCUGACCUGUCCGAUAACAAAUGUGAGAUAAUCAGUAUGCGCUUUUUGCCUGCUCAAAACCAGUUGGCAGUUUUGAAUGCACAAAGAAACUAUUUGGGCGAUUCACUAGGGAGAGACACACAUGGGAAUACAUUUGCCCGCGCGUACAGUGUCACUUAUCUGGAUCUCUCGCACAACAGCAUUUAUAGAUUCCCUUAUAAUAUAUUCCAAAGCAUGAGCAAGGCCAAGGUUAUUGUCCUUGCAGACAAUCACCUGCAGGCUCUGGACAUCAAGUUGUCCCACAUGGCGUCACUCAGUUUUCUGGAUCUGCGAAGAAACUCAGUGUCUUGGAUAAGUAAACGUAGCCGCGAUGACCUUGACACGUUAGCGAUGAGUCAUACGGUGACCCUGGCACUUGAGAACAACCCCUUGUCGUGCACGUGUAAUGGGUUGGAGCUGUUGAGCUGGAUCGCCUUCACCCGGGUCCGAAUCUUGGACCAAGACUUUCUCAAGUGUCGCGACAAAGACCAGCGGAUCUCCCCAAUAGGCGAUAUCAAAACACGGUUUCAGGUGCUGCGACGUUCGUGUGUGUCCCACGCCUACAUCGUGUCCCUGAGUGCGUCAUCCGUGGGUGUGGCUCUCGUCAUUAUCACUUCCGCCCUCCUGGUCCGGAACCGGUGGCGGUUGUUUUACUGGAAGAAUAUCAUUCUUGCCAGGUACUACGGCAUGCGACAGCCGGACGAAAACAACGCCAACUACAAAUUUGACGCCUAUCUCGUGCACUCGCAGGAUGUUGAGGAUUUCGUCGUCACCGAGUGUUACCGUGAGCUUGAGGGCAGAGGGCAUAAAGUGUGCAUUGAGGCAAAAGACUUUCUGCCUGGCUCCUUCAUCCCCUGCAAUAUCGUGAGCGCCGUACAGAGCAGCACCUUCACCGUCUUCAUCCUGUCCGCAGGCUACCGGGACAACGAGUGGUUUGAGUACUCUCUGCAGAUGGCGCUCAUGGAGGAGGCCACGUCUCGUCGUCAGGUUCUCCAUCUCUUCUUGUAUGAGCCGAUGCAGGACGCCCAGUUGUCACGUGACCUUCUGCGGUUGAUGCGGAAAGACGCUUACAGCGAGUUUCCUCCCCCUGACAGCGAGCCAGAAGUGAGUAAAGUCUUCUGGGAUACCUUCUCCAGAUUCAUUGGACAUACACAUAAUCCUGAGCGAUUCCCAAGACUGGAACUUGGGAUCUGAGGACAAUUUUCCAAGGAGAUUGGGACAUCCAAAUAGCCCAAAGUCGAUAUCUACAUGCAUAACCAGAACCCAAAAUCACAGUGUAAAUCUUAAUGCGCAUUACCUGCUAACUGAAUGCAGGUAACUGACAUCGUCACCGAUUUUCUGUGAUAUUGGUUUGUGAUUAAUUAAUUGAUUAGUUUUGUUUUCAAUUUUUUUUCAGGGGUGGGAAUAGGAAGUGCAUUCAAUUGUCAAAUCGCCAAAUGAAAAUGGCCCGUGAUUCUCUAGGAGUCCAGCAUGACCAGGCUGUGGCGUGACCAUUGUUUGCUACACUCUGACAUUUUCUUAACUAACCAUAAAAUCCAUUAUGUGAUAAAAAAAAACUUGUGCAAAAAAGGUGUAAUUUUGAUUCGUUCGGUCGAAAAGCUAGUUUAUCGAUUGUUUCCAUUGUCUGUUGAUGUUUAUUGGUAGUUAUUUGGGCUUCACGCCCUGUUCAACAUUGUAAGGUUAAACAAGAAGUGCAACCUCCGAAUGUACAGUCCAUCUCCGAUCAGUCCGAGCCAAAUGAUCAGCUGUCCCAUAAUUUAUCUAAAUUGUAACAAUCGGGCUUGAAACACCUACAAUAAUACAAAUGGGUAGAGAGCCUUGAGAAUUCACUAGCUCAAAAAUGUCCAACAUGAGAUUCGAACCUUGUUCAUUGACAAAAGUGCUUUUCCUUAAUAAUUUAAGUUCAAUGGAUGUAGCAUAAAACAUUUACAAGAACCAUCAGCUGCCUCACUGGACUAAGAGGUUUGCUAUCUCGUUCAUUGCUGAGGGCUACAGUGAAGAACUCUCCUUCCAUACUGGGCAAUUCUAUCGAUUACGUAGCUUGGCCUGUUUAAUAAAUUAAUGAUAAGAAAGCUAAUAGAAUCAUUUUUGUGCAGUUGUUGUUGUUGUUGUUGUUGUUGUUGUUGUUGUUGUUGUUGUUGUUGUUAUUGAUGAUGACGUCUUUCUAAAUAAAUUGACUAGAAAUCUAGUAAUGUAAAUCGA